AUGAACCAAAAUGAGAAAAUAAAAGCAGUGGCUAAAGGCAAAAAGCCACCGACCAUUACGAAAGUGAUAACUUAUGCCACAUCCGACGAAAUCACUAAUGCAGAUCGCUCGGGCAGAGACGAUUGCAGCACUUGCAAGUUUUCUUAUUUUUCGAUUACCAAGAUCGCUUAUGAUAUACCGGCACAUGGAGAUUUGCUGACGAAAUUGAUCAGAAAUGGUCCAAAACAAUAUCCUUUUAAAUUUGACGAACUCAGAGACAUCCUUCUUCGAGGUUCACGAAUUUUCCUUGCAGAACCCAGUCUGCUGGAGGUAUGUUCAUUUUUUUACUGUUCAGUCUGA
Molecule: messenger RNA, 339 nt
Organism: Gongylonema pulchrum
Lineage: Eukaryota; Metazoa; Nematoda; Chromadorea; Rhabditida; Gongylonematidae
Source: the annotation of a GenBank genome assembly